AUGAUGCACACUGGUGAGAAUCCAUGGAAGUGCGAUCUCUAUCCUGCAGAGUUCAACUGGAAUGCGCACCUACGGCUUCACAAGCGGACACACAAAAGGGAGAAGCCAUACAAGUGUGAUGUCUGCCCUGCAACGUUCAGCCGGAGCAGUGACCUGCAGUUCUAUAAGAGGACACACACCGGUGAGAAGCCAUACAAGUGCGAUGUCUGUCCUGCAAGGUUCAGCCGGAGCGGUCAUCUACGGGAUCACAAGUGGACACACACGGGCGAGAAGCCAUACAAGUGUGACCUUUGUCCUGCAGAGUUCAUCCGGAAUACGCACCUGCAGCAUCACAAGAAGAAACACAUGGGGGAGAAGCCAUAA
Molecule: messenger RNA, 363 nt
Organism: Ornithodoros turicata
Lineage: Eukaryota; Metazoa; Arthropoda; Arachnida; Ixodida; Argasidae
Product: zinc finger protein 233-like
Exons: 1
Coding region: 1-363 (120 amino acids)
Biological process (GO): regulation of transcription by RNA polymerase II
Molecular function (GO): DNA-binding transcription factor activity, RNA polymerase II-specific; RNA polymerase II cis-regulatory region sequence-specific DNA binding
Source: RefSeq, a predicted model, not a curated record